Oldenlandia corymbosa var. corymbosa is the source of this 1558-nucleotide messenger RNA. The record is from the annotation of a GenBank genome assembly. Lineage: Eukaryota; Viridiplantae; Streptophyta; Magnoliopsida; Gentianales; Rubiaceae.
GAUAUCUACAUGCACGUUUUGAAUACUCCGGAAAGAGAAUUCAGGAUAAAGAUAUCUGGGCUUGAAAUCUUCAAUGAAAAUGUUCGGGAUUUGUUGGAAUUCAGAAUCUGGCGGGAAUCUGAAGCUUUUAGAUGAUCCAGAGAAAGGAACCAUGGUCAAGAAACUUGUUGAAGAAUCAGUUAGUGAUGAUCAACAUCUAAGAAAACUAAUUAGCAUAUGUGAAGCACAAAGGCAACUUGGCAAGACUGCCUUAAAUGACACUAGUUCAAGAUCGCACCAGAUUAUCAGGCUGACCAUAGAAAGUACUCUUCGUGAAAGUGCAGAAUGUGUCCGAUCCUAUGUUGCAAGCUUGAACUUUGUUGACUUGGCUGGAAGUGAAAGAGCAUCUCAGACAAAUGCAGAUGGUGCUAGGCUCAGAGAAGGCUGCCAUAUCAACCUUAGCUUGAUGACUCUUACCACUGUGAUCAGGAAGCUCAGUGUGGGCAAAAGAAGUGGCCACAUUCCCUACAGAGAUUCAAAGCUGGGACACAUUUUGCAGCAUUCACUUGGAGGAAAUGCUAGAACAGCCAUCAUAUGCACUCUGAGUCCGGCAUCUAGUCACGUCGAGCAAACAACCAACACUCUUCUUUUUGCUACACGUGCAAAGGAAGUGACAAAUAGUGCUCAAGAGAACAUGAUGGAGAUGGAGAUUGAAGAAUUGAGGCGCCAAAGGGAUCUUGCACAGACAGAAGUAGAUGAUCUCCGCCGGAAAUUACAGGAGGACCAGAGGUUGAAGAUUUCGGAGUUAUCAAGCCCUGUAGCAAAGAAAUGCCUCUCAUUUUCUGCAGUACUAUCACCAAUGGAGGGAAAAGAGCUAGGCCGUGGGAAUAGAAAUAGGAAUACUAUGGGUAGAAAGACAAUGAGGCAAUCAUCAACUGCCCCUUUCACCCUAAUGCAUGAAAUUAGGAAGCUUGAACACCUGCAGGAGCAGCUUGGAGAUGAAGCCAAUCGAGCAUUGGAAAUAUUACAGAAAGAGGUAGCUUGCCACAGGUUGGGCAACCAAGAUGCAGCGGAGACAAUUGCUAAGCUGCUAGCUGAGAUAAGGGAGAUUCUUCCGGUCAGACCAGCUCCGCAGAAAGUUGAAGUCAGCAGUGGUCUUGCUGUGAAUAAGAGUGUCAGUGCAAACCUGAAGGAUGAGAUAACCAGACUUCACUCACUAGGAAGUACAAUUGCAGAUCUUGAAGAACAGCUUGAAAAUGUUCAGAAGUCUAUUGACAAACUAGUAAUGUCGCUUCCAACCAAAAAUGAUCAUCAAGAAGCAGAUACAGAGUCGCCAUUGAAGACCAAGACUCAAGCAAAAAAGAAAAAGUUGCUUCCACUUGCUUCAAGCAAUGCUGCGAACAGGCAGAACUUCUUAAGUUCCCCUUGCUCUCCCCUGUCAGCAACUAAAGAUGUAGUGGACAAUGAUAUUGAAAACCGAGCUCCUCAAUAUGAUGAUGUUGUGUCCACUGAAACUAAGUUGACGGAGAAAGAAACACCAACAAAGAGUGAAGAUGGUGGAGAUGUCUCAUCAAAGUAA